AUGGAUGAGAAUCAGAAUAAGAAACAAAAGCUGCAAACUACUACUAGUAGUCAGUUCAACAAGCACCACCAAUUCCUUAAGAUGACUUUGAAGUUUCUUGUUUGUGUCUCUCUUUUAUCAAUCCUAUUUUCUUACUCCUCAACCUUGUCUCACCUCUUCUACUACUUCAAAUUUCACUUCUCGACUUUAAUUUUCCCACUUUUUAGCCAGACUUUUGAGAGAAAGUAUAUGUUCCUUAUUUGCAACGGAAUCAUUGCUUUUCUCGCCAAAAACUUGAGCUUUGCUAGCUCUUCUUAUGAAGAUGGUGUGAAGCCAUUGUACACAACCGAAGCACAACUCCAACAUAAGGAAGCAGCCAUGGAAAGUACUCUAGGGACUCUGGAGAAGAUAGAAAAACAAGAAAAUGAGUCUAUGGAUAUAAAGGUACAUGGAAGAGAAAGUCAAGAUAUGAUCACUGAAACUGAAGAUGAUGAAGAACAAGAAGCAAGUGGGUCAUUGAUUCCACAAUUAAAUAUGAGUUCAGAAGAACUAAACAGAACAUUUGAUGAAUUCAUAAGGAAGAUGAAGGAAGAAAUCAGGAUUGAUGCUCUAAGACAACCAAUUGCUGUGUAA
Camellia sinensis is the source of this 612-nucleotide messenger RNA. RefSeq lists its product as uncharacterized. NCBI's taxonomy places the organism in Eukaryota, Viridiplantae, Streptophyta, Magnoliopsida, Ericales, Theaceae. The record is from RefSeq and is a predicted model, not a curated record.